Passer montanus (Eurasian tree sparrow) is the source of this 8032-nucleotide messenger RNA. It is a transcript of the gene PREX2, whose product is annotated as phosphatidylinositol-3,4,5-trisphosphate dependent Rac exchange factor 2. The coding region runs from base 307 to 5127 and encodes 1606 amino acids. The transcript is spliced from 40 exons. The record is from RefSeq and is a predicted model, not a curated record. Gene Ontology annotation, molecular function: protein binding; guanyl-nucleotide exchange factor activity. Lineage: Eukaryota; Metazoa; Chordata; Aves; Passeriformes; Passeridae. Gene Ontology annotation, biological process: intracellular signal transduction.
CUUUUGAUUAAUGUCCAAGUCUCUGCUGCUGCGGAGGCUUUCCAACCUCUCAGCUAGCAGGGCGAGCUGGGAACCAGUGACCGCUCGCUUCCUCCAGGCUGUGUCCCCUUCCUGACGGGAAAGGAGCGCUCUCUGGGGCGGCUCGUCGCCUGCGGAGCUCGGGCGGCGCGGAGCGGGGUGAGGGGCUGGGGAGCGGCCGGAGCCCGGCCCCGCCGUGUAACUUGGCGGGGUCUUUGUUGUCCUUGUCCGCAGCGCAGCGCCGGGGGAAGGCGCCGGGCUGGGAGCACCGAGCCUCCUCGCUGCACCAUGACAGAAGAAAGCAAGGGGGAAGGCAAGGGGGAGAGCGGGAAGGACUUGGAGAAGCAGCUUCGCUUACGCGUGUGCGUCCUGAACGAGCUGCUCAAGACGGAGCGGGACUACGUGGGCACGCUGGAGUUCCUGGUGUCGGCUUUUCUUCACCGAAUGAUCCAAUGUGCUGCAGCCAAAGUGGAUAAAAAUGUCACAGAAGAAACAGUUAAGAUGUUGUUUUCAAAUAUUGAAGAUAUUCUUGCAGUUCACAAAAACUUCCUGUCCCUUGUGGAGGAUUGUUUACAGCCAGAACCUAAUGCACAGCAUGAAGUUGGAACCUGCUUUCUGAAUUAUAAAGAGAAAUUCCGUAUCUAUGAUGAGUACUGCAGUAACCACGAGAAGGCACAGAAAGUUCUUCUUGACCUGAACAAAAUAAGAACAGUGCGGACAUUUCUUUUGAACUGCAUGCUCCUUGGAGGACGCAAGAACACAGAUGUGCCCCUGGAGGGAUAUCUAGUGACACCAAUACAGAGAAUAUGCAAGUAUCCCCUUCUUUUGAAGGAAUUACUGAAGCGGACUCCAAGGAAGCACAGUGACUAUGCAGCCCUAAUGGAAGCUCUCCAGGCCAUGAAAGCUGUCUGUUCCAACAUAAAUGAGGCCAAGAGACAAAUGGAAAAAUUAGAAUUUUUGGAGGAGUGGCAGUCUCAUGUUGAAGGAUGGGAGGGGUCCAACAUCACAGACACGUGUACAGAAAUGCUGCGAAGUGGACUACUACUGAAAAUUUCAGCAGGAAAUAUCCAAGAGAGGAUAUUUUUUCUUUUUGAUAAUCUUCUGGUCUACUGCAAAAAAAAGCACAGGAGAUUGAAGAACAGCAAAGCAUCUACAGAUGGCCACCGUUACCUUUUCCGGGGCAGAAUAAACACAGAAGUGAUGGAAGUGGAGAACGUAGAUGAUGGAACAGCUGACUACCACAGCAGUGGCCACACUGUUAUUAAUGGCUGGAAGAUCCACAACACAGCAAAGAAUAAAUGGUUUGUAUGCAUGGCAAAAACCCCUGAAGAGAAGCAAGAAUGGCUGGAAGCUAUUUUGAAAGAGCGAGAGAGAAGAAAAGGUUUAAAAUUGGGCAUGGAACAGGACACUUGGGUGAUGAUCUCUGAGCAAGGAGAAAGAUUGUACAAAAUGAUGUGCAAACAAGGAAAUCUCAUCAAAGACAGGAAGAGGAAAUUAACCACUUUCCCCAAAUGCUUUCUUGGAAGUGAAUUUGUGUCCUGGCUGUUGGAAAUUGGAGAGAUACACAAGUCUGAAGAAGGUGUUCAUCUUGGCCAAGCUUUACUAGAGAACGGAAUUAUUCACCAUGUUACAGAUAAGCACCAGUUCAAACCUGAACACAUGCUGUACAGAUUCCGAUAUGAUGAUGGAACAUACUAUCCCAGAAAUGAGAUGCAGGAUGUGAUCUCCAAGGGUGUACGACUGUACUGUCGCCUUCACAGUCUCUUUACCCCAGUAAUUAGGGAUAAGGACUAUCACUUGAGAACCUACAAAUCUGUGGUUAUGGCUAACAAAUUCAUAGAUUGGUUGAUUGCCCAGGGGGAUUGCCGGACAAGAGAGGAAGCUAUGAUAUUUGGUGUAGCUCUUUGUGAUAAUGGGUUUAUGCACCAUGUGUUAGAGAAAAGUGAAUUUAAAGAUGAACCACUGCUGUUCCGGUUUUAUGCGGAUGAAGAAAUGGAAGGAUCAAAUAUGAAGCACAGACUCAUGAAACAUGAUCUGAAAGUAGUGGAAAAUGUCAUAGCCAAGUCAUUACUGAUUAAUUCUAAUGAAGGAACCUAUGGUUUUGGUUUAGAAGAUAAAAAUAAGGUGCCAAUUAUUAAAGUGGUGGAGAAAGGAUCCAAUGCUGAGAUGGCAGGCUUAGAAGUUGGGAAGAAAAUCUUUGCCAUUAACGGUGACCUGGUUUUUCUGCGACCCUUCAGUGAAGUGGAUUGCUUCCUGAAAGCCUGUUUAAACAGCAGAAAGCCCCUGCGGGUUCUUGUGAGCACCAAACCUCGAGAGACAGUGAAGAUUCCUGACUCUGCAGAUGGACUUGGAUUCCAAAUCCGGGGUUUUGGCCCAUCUGUUGUCCAUGCUGUUGGGAGAGGAACAGUGGCAGCUGCAGCAGGUCUCCACCCUGGCCAGUGCAUAAUCAAAGUGAAUGGAAUUAAUGUCAGCAAAGAGACUCAUGCAAGUGUUAUUGCUCAUGUCACAGCCUGCAGGAAGUACAGGCGGCCAAUGCAGCAAGAUUCUAUACAGUGGGUUUACAACAGCAUUGAAAGUGCACAGGAAGAUCUUCAGAAAGCAAACACCAAACCCUCUGGAGAUGAUGGAGGUGAUGCCUUUGACUGUAAAGUGGAAGAGGUAAUUGACAAAUUUAACACUAUGGCAAUAAUUGAUGGGAAGAAAGAUCAUGUGAGUCUGACUGUUGACAAUGUUCAUCUGGAGUAUGGAGUGGUUUAUGAGUAUGACAGCACAGCUGGAAUAAAGUGCCAUGUCUUAGAAAAAAUGAUUGAACCAAAGGGAUUUUUCAGUUUGACUGCAAAGAUUCUUGAAGCACUGGCAAAAAGCGAUGAACAUUUUGUGCAGAAUUGCAACAGCCUCAAUUCCUUAAAUGACGUGAUCCCCACUGAACUUCAAAGUAAAUUCAGUGUCAUUUGCAGUGAGAAAAUUGAGCAUAUCUACAGAAGAAUCUCUAGCUAUAAAAAGUUUUCAAGAGUAUUAAAAAACAGAGCUUGGCCUACCUUCAAACAAGCUAAGUCAAAGAUUUCACCACUUCACAGCAGUGAUUUCUGUCCAACCAAUUGCCAUAUCAAUGUGAUGGAAGUGUCUUACCCUAAGACCUCCACUUCCCUUGGUAGUGCCUUUGGUGUACAGUUAGACAGCAGAAAACAUUCUUCCCAUGAGAAGGAGAAUAAGAACACUGAUCAAGGUAAACUGAAUCCCAUGAUUUAUGUGCAACAUACCAUUACUACUAUGGCUGCCCCUUCAGGACAGUCUCUUGGCCAGCAAGAGGGCCAUGGUCUGAGGUACCUCUUAAAAGAAGAAGACUUAGAAACGCAAGAUGUCUAUCAAAAAUUGCUGUUCAAAUUACAAGCUGCACUGAAAGAGGUGGAAACAUGUGUCUGCCAAAUAGAUGACCUUCUUUCUUCAAUAACAUAUUCUCCCAAAUCAGAACGUAAAACACCUGAACCUUUAAUACCAGCAGACAGUGAUAAUGAAAAGGGUGAAAGGAAUGGGAAGAAAGUCUGUUUCAGUGUAACAGGUGAUGAACAAGAGGAUUCUGGUCAUGAUACCAUCAGUAACAGGGAUUCUUACAGCGACUGCAACAGCAAUAGGAACUCCAUUGCCUCUUUCACCAGCAUUUGUAGCAGUCAGUGCAGUUCUUAUUUUCACAGUGAUGAAAUGGAUUCAGGUGAUGAGCUUCCCAUAAGUGUUCGAAUCUCCCAUGAUAAACAGGACAAGCUCCAUAGCUGCUUGGAGCAUCUCUUUGGUCAAGUCGAUUCAAUCGUCAAUCUUUUGAAAGGACCAGCUGUGAUGAGGGUCUUUGAGCAGACAAAGUACUUCACACCAGGUCGAGGCCUCCAAGAGUUUCAGCAAGAAAUGGAACCAAAGCUCAGCUGUCCAAAGAGGCUACGACUCCACAUCAAGCAAGAUCCUUGGAACCUCCCCAGCAGUGUCCGGGGCCUUGCCCAGAAUAUCAGAAAAUUUGUUGAAGAGGUGAAAGCACGAAUACUCUUGGCACUUCUAGAAUAUACAGAUAGCGAGAUACAGCUGAGGCGAGACAUGGUCUUCUGUCAGAGCCUGGUGGCCACAGUCUGUGCCUUUUCAGAGCAGCUGAUGGUGGCCUUAAAUCAGAUGUUUGACAACAACAAAGAGUAUGAAAUGGAAACCCUGGAGGCCAGCAGAAGGUGGUUGGAACAGAUAGCCAGUGCAGGUCUUCUCCUUCAUUUCCAGUCCCUGCUCUCUCCAAACCUGGCUGAUGAACAAGCUAUGCUAGAAGACACAUUGGUUGCAUUGUUUGACUUGGAAAAAGUUACUUUCUUCUUCAGACAAUCAGAGCCAGAACCACUAGUUGCAAAUGUCCCAAUCACAUACCAAGCAGAAGGAAGCCGGCAAACACUGAAGGUUUACUUCUACCUUGAUGGUUACCACUUUGAACAGCUUCCACAAAGGCUGAAGAAUGGAGGAGGAUUUAAAAUCCACCCAGUGCUUUUUUCACAAGCAUUGGAGAGCAUGGAAGGAUACUAUUACAGAGACAGUGUCUCAGUGGAAGAAUUUCAAGCUCAGAUUAAUGCUGCCUCACUAGAAAAAGUCAAGCAGUACAACCAGAAGCUACGGGCGUUCUACCUGGACAAGUCAAACUUGCCUCCAAAUUCAACAUCUAAAGCAGCUUAUAUAGAUAAGCUGAUGAGGCCUCUCAACUGCCUGGAGGAGCUGUACCGGCUCAUAGGGUCGUUCAUCCGCUCCAAGCGCACGGCCGCCUGCGCGUACACCGCGUGCAGCGCCUCCGGCGUCGGACUGCUCUCGGUGUCGUCUGAGCUCUGCAGCAGGCUGGGAGCUUGUCACAUCAUUAUGUGCAACAGCGGAGUUCACCGCUGCACUCUGAGCGUCACCCUGGAGCAGGCCAUCACGCUGGCCCGGAGCCACGGGCUGCCCCCUCGCUACAUCAUGCAGGCCACGGACGUCAUGCGCAAACAGGGUGCAAGAGUACAAAACACAGCCAAGAAUUUAGGAGUGAGGGAUCGAACGCCACAGUCUGUGCCAAGAUUAUACAAACUGUGCCAGCCACCACCACCUGUUGGAGAAGAAUGAGAAGACCUGCUCUAGAAAACAACCCAGUAAUGGCCUUGAGGAUACUGGGAUUAUAUGACAAAAAUCCAACUGCACUAUAGCAGUAUGUCCCUGCAGCUUUGAUAAAUAAGAUUAAAAAAAAAUCUUUUACUCAGGACAAAGGAAAAAUUACCCUAAAUAUUACCUAUUGGCAUUGAAAGAUGUCUUCCCAAAAGCAUUUCUGAAAUCUGUGCACUCCAGCCUUACACUCAUAGGACAGUACUCUUCCUUGGGAAUUUAACACUGGAAUCAGAUUAAUUUGAUGUGUAUUGUUCAGCCACAUAAUAGGUAUAGCCAGCAGCUUAAAAAAAAAGUCUUGGUCAGAGGGGAUGCCUUCACUUGCACACUAUGCACAAUGUGAUCUUGUGGAAGCCUAGAUAAACUAGGCUUGAUAAUGAGCAUGCACUUCAUAUGGGGCCCUUUGCACUUGAGAAAGCUUUUUUUUCCUGUCACCAUCAUAAUUUCUUGGAAUGUUAACUUUACUGUUUCAAGAAUAUAAUGUGAGGUUUAAAGAUGGAACGCUUACUUCAGAAUUGUGUUUAGUGGCUGCAGGCAGCUGCUGUGGGUGUGUGCUUGCAGUCAGUAAACUCAGCCAUGUCUGAAGCAGGGCUCGUCACACUGCUGUGGGAGGAGGACCUACAUGGCAUUAGCAGUGCCUGAUGGUGUGUGGCAUAUAAGCUAAAGUUCUGCCCUUUUGCAGCUGCCAUGAUAAUGAAGGAGAAGGAUGAGUCUGAUCAUCAUCCAUUGUUAGGCUGAGUUUCAGACUCCAGUAGAUAUUUUACAUUAUUACAUCUCUGCACUUCAGAGUUUUCCAGAGUUGUGUAUUUUCUUCUAUAGCACUACACUAACAAAUCUACAUUAGGCAGAGAUGAGUCAGUAUAGUUAAACUGGAAAUGACUGGUUGAAGUUCAAGCAUAGUUUGGGGUUUUGAUGUCUUAUGCUACCAUUUUCCACAUUUUGUCAGAAUUGUUUUGUAUAGCAUCUCAGUUCUUUGGAGUGGUAAUUGUUAAAGAUUUAUUUUGAAAUUGUACUAACUAUUUAGAGAGCCCAGGGAGAAUUUAUCUGCAUUUGGCUGUUCUUUUGGCCAAAGAAUUUUCAUUUUCAAAUGCCCCCAGAUGAGGAUUUAUGUAUGAGCACAUUAAACAAAAACUGUAUUCUGAAAUAGUUUUACCUGUAGCAGUAGCUAUGUAUUCCAUUAGAGCAAGACACAUACAGUCUGAAUAAAAUUUAUUUUUUGUACAACAGCGGCCUGUAGUUAUGCUGUACCAAUCAAACCUCACAACAUAAUUUUUGCAUAUGAUCUAAAUAUUUAUGAACCUAUCAAUUGACAAUGAAAUAAGUGAGAAUUCAAAAGGAAUUGUACUCUUGAAGAUAGUGGGGUUUUCUAGAGGAUAUUUGGGGAACUUGUUGCUUUUCUCCAAAGGAGGAAUUAGAGCUCCUACCUUUUUCAGUAUUCUAAAUGUUUAUAGACAGACCUUAACUUUGGUAAGAAAAUAAAUAUUUUUAUAUAUCCACAGAUAUACAUGUCUGUGCAUAUAUGUAUGUUUCAACAUGUAUGUAUUUAUGUAGUCAUAUCAAUAAAAAGAGAAUGUUUACCUUAAACUAUGACAAAGGCAUGCAGUAAUGAACAUUCCACUAACAACUGCACCUUUGUGCUUUAAGGUUUACUCUCUUUCAUAGUUACUGGAAGCUAUUGAACCAUGAUCUUUUUGAUUAAAAUACUUAAUACAAAAAAGCAAAAUCAAAAUUUAAAAAAAAUUGCUUUUAAAGGCUUUUGUCUAGCAUGACCUAAUGCUUACACAUAAGAAAGAAUUAUGUUUUCUAUAAUUGCUGUUCCAGUCAGGAUCUCAUACUUUCAGAUGUGUUUCAUUCAGAGUAUUGGCUAUGGUAAUUCCUGCUCCAGGCAAAAGCACCAGUUUCUGCUUGUUCAGAUAUCAGAAUUACAGAGAAGCCAUAAGCACCUCAAGCCAAGGGUGUGCUGCUGUCAGCCUGGCUCUGAGCUCACAUCUUCCUGUGAGGUUUCCCCACAUGAGGUUUGAUUUACUAUGAGGGAAAUCAGCUGUUGGCUGCAUGGAGCUGCUGAGCCUAUAUACAAUAAAAUAACCUAGAGGACAAAAUCUGUUGCAUGUACAUGCAUUAUUGUAAGCAGUAAUUGCCUUUUUUUUUGUAUAGCUUUGAAAAUGGUAGGAGUGUAAAUGCUCUUAAAUAGUCUCCUUAUAUAAUAUGAUAAUUCCAUGUUUCAUUUUGUUGUUGAAAUCGUGGGAUAAUAGACAUUUGUAAGGGACAAAUAAUUAUAAGCCAGUCAAUGGACAAAAUUUUUUAGCUGUUGUUUCAUGAGUGUGCAUCAGAAAUCUUGACCUCUUAUUUUGGUCAUUUUAUAUCUAGCUUUUUGUCCUUUGUUCUUUUUUUCCUCAUCUAGAGUCAGUUUCCAAAAACCUAUUAAGCAUUAUGAGCUUUAUUAGUGACCCAUACUGCAAAGUAAAGUGUCUAUUUAGCCUGGUAUCAAAGAAGCUGAGAAACUUAAGCCCUGUUUUUUUGGGAUAACAGAUAACACGUAAAAAUGUGAUUCCACAGUAACAUACAGAAUCAAUUAGGUUGGAAAAGAUCUCUGGGAUCCUUGACUCUAACUUAUAGAUAGAGUCCAGCCUAUUUUCAGAGGAAAUGGGGCAUAAAUGGCCCCCUUACUGUGUAUUAAAAAGUAGGGACCUAUUUCUCAAAAUGUUCUUCAAUGGCCUGUAUGAAACAUUGUGUAGUAUUCAGAUUGCUUUUCUUGCCCCUCUGCUUUCAGAGAACACUGCACAUUCUAACACCAUUCUAUUGACUUCUAAUAACAUUAAAUGGACUUUAUUAUUCAUUCUUAAAAUAUAAAUUGACGUAUGUUUAUUAU